Messenger RNA from Solea senegalensis (Senegalese sole), 2271 nucleotides. It is a transcript of the gene tgfbi, whose product is annotated as transforming growth factor, beta-induced. Gene Ontology annotation, molecular function: cell adhesion molecule binding. The record is from RefSeq and is a predicted model, not a curated record. NCBI's taxonomy places the organism in Eukaryota, Metazoa, Chordata, Actinopteri, Pleuronectiformes, Soleidae. Gene Ontology annotation, biological process: extracellular matrix organization; cell adhesion. Gene Ontology annotation, cellular component: extracellular matrix.
AGAGCGAGCAGAAGAAAAAGUAAAAAAGUUGCGACCAUCUUCAUCUUCAUCUUCAUCUUCAUUGUCAGAUCUGUGGAGUGAGUGAGUGUGUGUGUGUGUGUGUGUGUGUGUGUGUGUGUCUGCGUGUGAGGUGAAGAUGAAGGUCUGUGUUGUGGUUCUGGGUCUGGUUCUGGGUCUGGUUCUGACCAUGUGUGUGGCCCGCUCUCCUUACCAGUCAGUUCUGCAGCACAGUCGGAUCAGAGGUCGACAGCAGGGACCAAACGUGUGUGCGAUGCAGCAGAUCAAAGGCACAGAGAAGAAAUAUUUCACCAACUGUAAACAGUGGUACCAUCGCAAAGUCUGUGGAAAACCCACGGUGAUCACUUACGAGUGCUGUCCAGGCUACGAGAGGAUCCCGGGAGAGAAGGGCUGUCCUGCUGGUAUGCCUCUGACCUCUGACCUCUGACCUCUCUGUAGCUUGUGAUUGGCUGACAGGUCUGUGUGUGUGUCUCCACAGCGCUCCCUCUGGGGGCAAGACCUGUGACCUGGAAGUUUCACCUUUGCCUGGGCAACCAGCCUGGAGGAUCGGACGCCUCGGUCAAAAGAAAUAGAGUUGUUGGAACUUCUUCAUUAUCACAUGGUAAAUCACGCUGGCGCAGGGUGCAAACCGGAUCAGUCCUUCCGCCCCAUGUAGGACUUUGACGUGCAUGUGCACCACUACAGCAACGGGAUUGUGACGGUGAACUGCGCCCGUCUCAUCAAACCAGACCAACACGCGACCAACGGUAUCGUGCACGUGGUGGACCGCGUCAUCACCGCCAUCUCCAACAACGUCAACACGUUCAUCGACGUGGACGAGGACCUGGAGACACUGCGCACGGCCAUCGCCGCCGCCGGGCUGACCACCAUGUUGGAGAGCGAGGGCCAGUUCACCAUCUUCGCUCCCACCAACGAGGCCUUUGAGAAGAUGCCUCAGCAGACCCUGAACCGCAUCCUGGGAGACCCCGUGGCACUGAGAGACCUGCUCAACUACCACAUCCUGAAGCAGAUGCGCUGCGCCGAGUCCAUCGUCUCCGGGACUCCGAUGGAGACGCUGCAGGGGACCGUGCUGGAGGUCGGCUGUGACGGAGAUCACAUGACCCUCAACGGGAAGGCCAUCGUCACCAAAACGGAUCAGCUGGGGACAAACGGCGUCGUCCACUACAUCAAUGAGCUGCUCGUCCCCGACUCUGCUAAAACUCUGCUGGAGCUGGCUGAAGGCUCUUCUGUUUCCACGGCAACCAGACUGUUUGUCCAGGCCGGUCUGAGUCCACAGCUCGGCGGCUCCGAGGCGCUGACUCUUCUGGUCCCACUCAACGAAGCCUUUAAAGGAGACGUGUCCAUGUCUCCUGACAUGAAGAAGCUGAUGACCAAUCACGUGCUGAAGGAACGUUUGUCCUCAAAGUCUCUGUAUGAUGGACAGAAGUUGGACACACUCGGAGGAAUCUCACUCAGAGUGUUUGUCUAUAGAAACAAUCUCUGUAUAGAAAACGUGUGUAUUGCCGCUCAUGAUAAAACAGGACGUUUUGCCACAAUGUUCACUGUGGACAAAGUCCUGGCUCCUCCCACAGGGACGAUCAUGGACGUCCUGAAGGCUGACGACCGCUUCAGUCUCCUGGUUGGAGCGAUCCAAACAGCAGGAAUGACAGAGCUGCUCCACCAGCAGGGGGCGCUCACGUUCUUUGCUCCCACCAACGAUGCCUUCAACGCUCUGCCACGACCUGAGCUCAACCAGCUGCUGCGUGAUCAGCAGCAGUUGUUGGCGGUGCUCAUGUCUCACGUUGGCGAGGGCGUGCUGGUGAGCGGUGGAGUGAGUUCUCACACCAGAGUCAAACCUCUGCAGGGAGGAAAGCUGGAACUGGGCGUGAGGAACUACACCGUCUACGUCAACAAGAUCCCAGUGACAGACGCCGACCUGAUGGCCACCAACGGAGUCGUCCACGCCGUGGACAACAUCGUCAAACCUCUGCCUCCAAAGGUGGACAGAGAACAGGCGGACGGACCGGCGCCGCCGAUUGGAUCAGCUACGUCCUCCAAGGUGGAGUCUCGGAGCUUCAGGGACGACGACCUUUUCUCAAAGGUCAUCAGGAGCCACACCAGCAGGACGAUGUCCCGGGGUCAGUGAAUGUCCCGCCUCCACAUAAGUCACACAUGUCACUUCCUGUUUACUGUAAAAACUGUCAGAGGUCAGAGGUCAAACACAGCAUGAGGUUUUUUCCCGUUUUUUGUAAAAUAAAACAAAUAUUUUAGAAA